GUGACCUUCCUGUGUGGAAUCCCGGGAUAUACAGAGGACGGGGACAUCUCUCUGGUGGGUUCCCAUGGACUGGAUCCAUCUAGAUCCUUGUGUCCUUCUAAAUACUCCCACUCCUCCAUGGAGAAAUAGACAGUGACACCCUGACACCUUAUAGGAACCUGACACACACAAUGAUACAGUCACCAUCCAGACACAUCCCUUGUCUGUUACUGGAGAAUGUCCCAGAAUUCCCGGCACCGCUCACCUCUCCUGUCAGCAGCUCAGUGAUCUCUCUGGUGACUUCUAGAAUCUUCUUCUUC
This is a messenger RNA of Staurois parvus, 299 nucleotides long. NCBI's taxonomy places the organism in Eukaryota, Metazoa, Chordata, Amphibia, Anura, Ranidae. The record is from the annotation of a GenBank genome assembly.